Molecule: messenger RNA, 1674 nt
Organism: Cucurbita moschata (crookneck pumpkin)
Lineage: Eukaryota; Viridiplantae; Streptophyta; Magnoliopsida; Cucurbitales; Cucurbitaceae
Exons: 5
Coding region: 100-1524 (474 amino acids)
Biological process (GO): lipid metabolic process
Molecular function (GO): triacylglycerol lipase activity
Source: RefSeq, a predicted model, not a curated record
GCCUGGGUGUUGGCUUUCUAGACAAGGCGGAAGAUGGCACAUAUAAGCAGCUAAGCAACCCCCCGCCCUAGUGCGCCAUUUACACAUAUAAACCAAACAAUGGGUAUGGGUUCCAAACAGAAUGAAUUCAGUGAGGAUUAUCUGAUACUGAAGCCAAAGGAAGCAUCUCUGGUGGAUGUGUUUCUGUUCAUACUUCCUUUAGGAUCCAGAAGGAUCAGAAGCUUGAUCGAUUGCCCCGACGCCAAGGAAGAGUCAUACAGCAGCUUCAAAGCCCGAUGUACCAUUUUCGUCUCUAUUUUGGUGCAGAAAUUCCUGCUCGCCCUCGCCGCCCCGCUCCUGACCUUACGCGCAUUCCUCUCAGUUAUUCAACCCCUUUUCUUCAACUAUAUGAUUGGAAAGGGUGAGUUCUAUACCAGGUCGGAUUCCGGACCGGAGGUGAGAUGUCGAGACUGGCAAAUAGAGGAUCCGGACGACAAGGGUUUCAAAUAUUAUGGAGCCUUAACCAUGAUGGCUUCCCAAUUGGCGUAUGAAGAUUAUACAGCUUCCCCCUCCGUUGUUCAUUCAGUGGUAAAUGGUUGCUGGCAGAUGACUUUACUUGGAUGCUUCAAUUUUUGGAACGACUUUCAGAAUAAAGCAACGACUGGUGCAUUUAUGUUUCAAAACACAGCGAAAGACCCGAAUGUAACAGUUGUGGCAUUUAGAGGGACUUCCGUAUUUGAGGCUUCGGAUUGGAUGGUAGAUUUCAACAUCUCUUGGUACAAAAUAGAGGGCAUUGGGCGCAUCCACAGUGGGUUCAUGCAGGCCCUUGGCCUCCAAAAGGCUACCGGCUGGCCCAAAGAGCUCCCUGAAGCCGAACAUGAGUUCGCAUACUACACAUUACGCCGAAGGCUUAGAGACAUUGUCAAAAGCAACGAUAAGGCGAAAUUUAUCAUCACUGGGCACAGUUUGGGCGGCGCCCUUGCCACCCUUUUUGUCACUUUGCUAGCCCUACACCAGGACUCCACAAUUCUCCAGAGGCUCCAAGCUGUUUAUACCUUCGGCCAGCCUAGAGUUGGAGACAAAGAUUUUGCAGAGUUUAUGGUAAACACUGUUACAAGAUAUGGAUUAAAGUAUUACAGAUAUGUCUAUUCUUUUGACUUGGUACCUAGAGUGCCUUUCGAUUCUAUUAUUUUUAAGUAUAAACACUUCGGUGGAUGCCUCUACUUCGAUUGCUUCUACAACGGCAAGUUUCGUAAGGAGCAGCCCAACACAAACUACUUCUCGCUAAUUUGGGUGAUACCAAAAUAUUCAAGUGCACAUUGGGAGCUUAUAAGUAGUCUAAUAAUAAUCCCAGUUUUCAAGGGUAGGGAAUACUUUGAGGGAUUUGUUACGACACUGGAAAGGGUGGUUGGAUUGUUCUUUCCAGGACUAUCAGCUCAUAUAUGUCCAAAUUAUGUUAACGUGACUCGUUGGGGGAAAAUAAAGGUGCUGCCCGACCGCAACGAAACCUUGAAGCUUGUUCGCUACAUCGAAGCCGACACCUAGAAAGCAUCAACAAGGUUGAACAUCAUCAAUAUUUGUCAUAAGACUGUUUGUUUGUUUGUUUGCUUGCUUGCUUGAGGCUCUUUUUACUUUUCAUAAAAUAUGGGUUAUUGCAAUCUGGAGUUUCUAUAUGACAAUAAACGUAUCUAUCAA